AUGGGAAAGAACAGGGCAACGACUCAUGCAUUCAAGAUGUCCAUAACAAACACCACAAUCAUUAACCGUUGUCCUGCUAUAUCCGACGAUUGGUAUUUGGAUCUGAAAAGCUUUGAAAGCAUAACUGCUGAUGAAGGACUUAAUGACAAUAUCUUAAUUGAUGUUCUUGGUCAAGUCGUUUACAUUGGUGCUAUGAUAACUCAUGAUAUCAAUGGGAAAAUAUGCAAGAGGCUGGAAGUUGUUCUCAGAGACACAAGUGACAAUUGGUUGUCGUGUACUCUAUGGGGAAGAUUUGCUGAUACCAUGUGGGCAGCUUUUGAACAAGCUGAGGAAAGAAUGGUUACUUGCUUGCUUCGUCUUGCGAAGAUCAAUACGUUCAAUGGUCAGAGAUCCAUAUCUAAUGCAUUUGAUAUGUCAUUGCUAAUCAUCAAUGCUGACUAUCCUGUUGUGCAAGAUUUCGUGUCCAGGUUGCCUAAAGAUGAAGUAAGAAUCACUGUUAUUCAACCAAAAACAGUUGAACCAAAAACUGAUAAGAAAGUGGACUACUUUAAUCGUUUCGAAAGGAAGACCAUUUCUGAGCUACUUGAAACUUCAAUGGAAGGGAAGUUUAAGAUAACUGCUGCAAUUUUCAAUAUCGACAUGGAUUAUGGUUGGUAUUACUUCACUUGUGUCAAGUGUGACAAAACUGUCAUGUUGGUUCCCAAGAAAGAGAACGACCCUAAAACAAAGAUCAAGAAACGCCUGUUUAGGUGUAAAGUGUGUAAUGAGAACACAACUAAUGUGCAGCCUAGGUACAAGUUGAUUCUCUCUGUUAUGGAUCACAAUGCUGAAACCAAGCUAAUGUUGUUCGACAAUAAUGCUCAACUUAUCGUGAAUCAAACUGUGGGAGAGAUCUUGGCAGAGCCUAAUGAUGGAGAAGUUAUGAUUGAUAUUCCUGAUGAGUUUCUAAUAACUGAUGCUAAUGAUCCUAUUGAAGUAAUUAGCAGAGAGGUUUAUGGGGAUCCUAAAGCUUUAAAGGAUGAAAAAGAUCCAAAAUUUUAUCAAGAGAGGGCUAUUUUGUAUACAACCAAUGAAGAUGUAGGCAUUAUCAAUGAAUAUAUGCUCGACCAACUAGAAGGUGAAGAACGAAUUUAUCUCAGCUCAGAUUCUAUAGAUCCAUCCAAUCUUCGCUCAACAACCAAUCCUGUGUUGACCCCGAAGUUCUUAAACAAUAUUAAGGUUUCUAGAAUUCCAAAUCAUAGAAUCAGGUUGAAAGUAGGAUGCCCUAUUAUGCUACUUAGAAACAUAGAUGCAAGAGGUGGCCUAAUGAAUGGUACGAGGUUACAGAUUAAACAAAUGACAGAGUUUGUAUUGGAAGCUAUUAUUAUCACAGGUGAUAGAGUUGGAGAUAAAGUCUUGAUUCUGCGGAUACUGCUAACACUGUCAGACACCAAGCUUCCUUUUCAGAUGCGGAGAAGACAACUCCCAUUAGCUGUUGCUUUUGCCAUGACCAUAAAUAAAAGUCAGGGACAAUCUCUCGGCAACGUUGGUAUUUAUUUAUCCAGACCAUGUUUCUCUCAUGGGCAGUUGUAUGUUGCUAUCUCUAGAGUUACUUCUAAGAAAGGAUUAAAGAUCCUUAUUGUUGACAAAGAUGGGAAACCGCAGAAGAGGACAAUGAAUGUAGUAUUCAAAGAAGUUUUCAAAAACCUGUAG
Camelina sativa (false flax) is the source of this 1692-nucleotide messenger RNA. Lineage: Eukaryota; Viridiplantae; Streptophyta; Magnoliopsida; Brassicales; Brassicaceae. The record is from RefSeq and is a predicted model, not a curated record.